Arctia plantaginis is the source of this 876-nucleotide messenger RNA. The record is from the annotation of a GenBank genome assembly. NCBI's taxonomy places the organism in Eukaryota, Metazoa, Arthropoda, Insecta, Lepidoptera, Erebidae.
AUGGCGUCAGUGAAAUUGCCUCCUAAUCUGAAUUUGCAAAGUGAAAGCGCAGCCAGUGAGUUUAAAUUUUGGCUACAGCUUUUCGAAGACUAUAUGGUGGCGGUGGGAAAAAAUGCGGCUGAAGACAAAGUCAAGCUUUCUCUUUUACGAAAUAUGAUGGGGCCAGAGGCAGCUCGUAUUUUACAGACAUUGCCCAUAAAAGAUGAAAAUGCAGAAAAGUAUACAAAUGUAAUCGACGCGAUAAAAUUAUUCGUAUCACCGCAAAUUAAUAAUAGCUUUGAGCGGUUUAAAUUCAACGAGAGAAAACAACGAUAUGGUGAGCCAUUUGAAAUGUUUCUCACAAAUUGCAGAGAGCUUAUUAAAACAUGUGAGUACAAUGUAACAUCAGAUUCGGAGCCCUUAGAAAAUCAGAUUCUUCGUGAUAAAAUCGUGCAUGGAGUGUAUGACAAAGCUAUUCAAGAAAAUCUUUUACGAAUUGAAAAUUUAACAUUAGAGAAAGCCAUUCAUUACUGCAGGACAUCUGAACAGAGUAAAAAACAAGUACAGCAAAUGAAUACAAGCACCGCAGUAGAAGUGGACGUGUUGAAAAAGACGAUUAACAACACAUUUUCAUGCAUGAGAUGCCAGAAACAACAUGGUCCGAGACAAUGUCCAGCAUUCGGGAAGCGUUGUUCAAAAUGUGGGAUACUCAAUCAUUUUGCAGUCAGUUGCAGAAAGAUACCCCAACAUGCCAAGAAAGUUAAAGAAGUAAAAUUUGAUGAGAAGCCCGAUGACACCAGCAGUAGUGAGGAGUUGUUUUGCGGGAUGACCAAAUUCAAGGAUACCUGCUCCAACGAUUGGUUGUGUGGCGCUGAACUUGGUAAAAAGAGUUUUUAA